Somion occarium is the source of this 1115-nucleotide messenger RNA. The record is from the annotation of a GenBank genome assembly. Lineage: Eukaryota; Fungi; Basidiomycota; Agaricomycetes; Polyporales; Cerrenaceae.
GAAUCGAGAUUAUUCCCGCGAAUAUUCAGUGGCAACUUGAAGUUUGAUACGAGCAUCUGUGGUUUCAACAUUCAAGGUCGCGUUCUGUCCUUGCUGAAGCUUGCACUUCAUUUUCAAAGCCGUUUCAGUUCCGACUACAUCUUGAAUUGACCCCUGUCUUGAUAUGAUGUCUGCGUUGAGAACUCAGAAGAAAGCCAUGAGGAAAGGCAUUUCCUCAGUGCUGGCUUCACUACCAUCAACCGACAUCCAAGAGCAAUCUCUCGCAAUCACUACACAAGUAAUCUCAUCGCCGCUUUUCCAACGCAGUCGCACCGUUAGCUGCUAUCUAAGCAUGCCAAGUGGUGAAGUCGAUACAUCUUCACUCGUGAUGGAGAUCCUGCGAACAGGAAAGACCCUAUUUGUACCGAAGAUUGACGUCACCGCGGACGGCAGAAUGGAUUUUCUCAAGGUGUACAAUGAGGACGAUUUGAAUUCGCUGCCCAGUGGAAAGUGGGGGAUCAAAGAGCCUCAUUACCGGCAUCAAGGCGGUCAACGAGCAAAUGUUUUGGACAGUUCAGCGGAACAACUUGACUUGAUUCUUCUACCUGGCGUAGCCUUCGAUCGUUCCUUUGCGCGGCUCGGGCACGGCAAAGGGUUCUAUGAUAGAUUUAUUAAGACAUACACAUCUGCGCAUGGUGGACGUGUGCCGGUUCUUGUCGCUUUGGCUCUUCGAGAGCAAAUCCUGGAAGAUGGACAGAUUCCGAUUGGGGAGCAUGAUUGGAAGAUGGACGUAAUAGUCGGUCCAGACGGUAUCCUGCGAGGAAGGAGUAGGGAAGCCGAUUCAUUUCCUCAAGACGAUAAACGAGUUGCCUUGUAGGGCAAAAAUCCGAUGCACCUGUUAAACCGAUGAUGUGCCGCAAAAGAAUGCGAGAUGAAGUUGCACGCUCAUGUUUUGCUGCGUAUGUCGGAUGUCAUUGCAUGAUCCCUUCGACCUGGGAAGCAGCCAGCUAGUCAGUUAUUACGAAUGAAAGAGUGAUGUAAGGAGGACUCGUCCGGCCCGUGUACCAUUUCGUAACUCUCUUCUUUGUUGAUAGUUGGAUUCCAACCUCGAACGUGCAUUGGUGCGGUGAGCAGGC